GGCGUUAGUGGUUCACCCUUAAAACCCUAACUUUCCCGCCCCUAAACCCUAGUUGCCCUCCUCCUCUCUCUCAUGGCUUCCGUACCGUUGAAGAAGAACUACCGCUGCGUGCCCUCGCUUCAGCAGUUCUACACGGGCGGACCCUUCGCCGUCUCUUCGGACGGCUCAUUCAUCGCUUGCGCAUGCGGCGAAUCCAUCAGGAUCGUUGAUUCUUCCAACGCCUCGGUAAGGUCCACGAUCGACACGGACUCGGAGGCCCCCACGGCCUUGGCGCUUAGCCCCAAUGACAAGUUGCUCUUCUCCGCCGGCCACAGUCGCCAGAUUAGGGUCUGGGAUUUGUCCACCCUCAAGUGCGUGCGGUCUUGGAAGGGCCAUGAAGGUCCUGUGAUGGGUAUGGCUUGCCACUUGUCUGGAGGAUUACUUGCAACUGCUGGAGCUGAUGGGAAAGUCCUUGUUUGGGAUGUCGAUGGUGGCUUUUGUACUCAUUACUUCAAGGGCCAUACAGGGGUUGUUUCUAGUAUUAUGUUCCAUCCUGAUACGAAUAGAGCACUUCUUUUCUCCGGAAGUGCGGAUGCAACAGUACGAGUCUGGGAUCUCUUAGCUAAGAAGUGUGUUGCAACAUUUAAAAAACAUGAGUCAGCAGUAACUUCUAUUGCUGUAUCUGAAGAUGGAAGGAUCUUGCUCACUGCUGGAAGAGAUAAGGUUGUGCACUUGUGGGACCUUCAUGGCUAUGGUUUCAUAAAGACUGUUCUAACAUAUGAGGUACUCGAAGCAGUGUGUGUGGUUCAUUCUGGGAGCCUCUUUGCUUCAUUCCUGGCUUCAUUCUAUAAGCAAAGCGAGAAGAGAAAAAGUGUGUCAUCGGCAAUUCAUUUUGUCACAGUUGGUGAACGUGGGAUUGUAAGAAUAUGGAACUCUGAAAGUGCGGCUUGCUUGUUUGAGCAAAAGUCAUCUGAUAUCACUGCCAGCUCAGACAUGGAUAGGGGCUUCACAUCUGCAGUAAUGCUGCCUGUAGAUCAAGGAUUGGUUUGUGUGACUGCUGAUCAACAGUUUCUUUUCUUUGCCCCUCUAGAACAAACAGAAGGGAUGUUUAAAUUAGCAUUAAGCAGAAGACUUGUUGGAUACAAUGAAGAUAUUGUGGAUAUGAGGUUUGUAGGUGAAGAGGAAAAAUUCCUUGCUGUUGCCACAAAUAUUGAACAGGUACGAGUGUAUGACCUAGUGGACAUGUCAUGUUCUUAUGUGUUAGCUGGUCAUACUGAAACUGUUCUAUGCCUUGACACCUGUGUAUCAAGUUCUGGAAGAACACUAAUUGCCACUGGAAGUAAGGACAACAGUGUUAGGCUGUGGGAAUCAGAAAGAAGAUGUUGUACUGGAGUUGGUGUUGGUCAUAUGGGAGCUGUUGGAGCCAUUGCUUUCUCAAAGAAGCGGAAGGACUUCUUUGUUAGUGGCAGUAGUGAUCGUACUCUUAAAGUCUGGAGUUUGGACAGUCUCGUAGAUGAGGCGGUGCAGCCUAUUAAGUUGAAAGCAAAAGCAGUUGUAGCUGCUCAUGAUAAGGAUAUCAAUUCUCUAGCUAUUGCACCAAAUGAUAGCUUUGUUUGCAGUGGUUCUCAGGAUCGCACUGCUUGUGUUUGGAGGCUUCCAGAUCUGGUAUCAGUAGUUGUACUUAAAGGGCAUAAAAGGGGGAUUUGGUCAGUAGAGUUUUCUCCUGUUGAUCAAUGUAUCAUAACAGCAUCAGGUGAUAAAACGAUAAAGAUAUGGGCUAUAUCCGAUGGUUCGUGCUUGAAAACAUUUGAAGGGCAUACGUCUAGUGUAUUAAGAGCAUCCUUUAUUUCUCGUGGGGCCCAAUUUGUUUCUUGUGGUGCCGAUGGCCUUGUAAAGCUAUGGACAGUCAAAACCAAUGAGUGCAUUGCUACAUAUGAUAAGCAUGAGGACAAGGUUUGGGCUUUAGCUGUUGGGAAGAAGUCAGAUAUGCUUGCUACUGGUGGUGGCGAUGCUGUUAUCAAUUUGUGGUAUGAUUGUACUGCUGAUGAUAAAGAAGAGGCUUUCCGUCAAGAGGAGGAGGAGGUUCUGAAAGGCCAGGAAUUAGAAAAUGCCGUAUCAGAUGCUGACUACAUUAAGGCAAUACAAAUUGCGUUUGAACUUCGCAGGCCUCAUAAACUCUUUAAGAUGUUUGCUGAACUUUGCAGGAAGAGAGAUGCUCAAGGUCAGAUAGAUAAAGCCCUUCAUGCCCUUGGCAAGGGCGAGUUUCGUCUUUUGUUUGAAUAUGUUCGAGAAUGGAAUACCAAGCCAAAGCUGUGUCAUGUUGCACAAUUUGUGCUGUUCAGGGUUUUCAACAUUCUUCCUCCAACGGAGAUUAUUGAGAUAAAAGGGAUAGGUGAACUCCUUGAAGGUCUUGUCCCAUAUUCUCAGAGGCAUUUUAGCAGGAUAGACAGGCUUGUAAGAAGCACUUUUUUGUUGGACUACACUCUGACUAGAAUGUCAGUUAUUGAACCGGAAAUCGAUGAAAAAGAAAGGAAAGAUGAGUCUUUGAAGCACUCUCAUGUCCAGCAUGUGGAUGAGGUGCUUUCGACGGAAAAUGCUGAUUCCGAACAAAAACAGAAUUCUGAAGAACGGCAGGCCGCUUCAAAGAAACGGAAAUCAAAGAAAUCCAAAGACAGUACAAAUAAGAAGGUGAAGAGUGUGGCAUACACGAGUGUUGAAGCUCUUUCAUUACAGGCAUGAUACAUUGGGGGUGCUUUCAUCCCGUUGAUGUAUUUAUUGAUUUCUCUUAGAUUCCUUCACAGGUUUCACAGUUUUGGCUGUCCUUUUAGGCUUUAGUUGUGGUUAAAGCCAAUGUAGAAUAUGCGCCUUAAUUGAUUCUUUUUUCUUUUCCUCUUCUUCCCUCUCUCUCAUCACAUUUUGGUGAACCAACCAUGAAUAUUGGAACACUUGACACUCAGAAACACUGUACGUCUCUGUACGAGGGCUUUUGCUUGAGCAUAAUGGAAUGAUA
Molecule: messenger RNA, 2989 nt
Organism: Juglans microcarpa x Juglans regia
Lineage: Eukaryota; Viridiplantae; Streptophyta; Magnoliopsida; Fagales; Juglandaceae
Product: transducin beta-like protein 3
Exons: 14
Coding region: 73-2718 (881 amino acids)
Biological process (GO): endonucleolytic cleavage to generate mature 5'-end of SSU-rRNA from (SSU-rRNA, 5.8S rRNA, LSU-rRNA); endonucleolytic cleavage in 5'-ETS of tricistronic rRNA transcript (SSU-rRNA, 5.8S rRNA, LSU-rRNA)
Cellular component (GO): 90S preribosome; small-subunit processome; nucleolus
Molecular function (GO): U3 snoRNA binding; protein binding
Source: RefSeq, a predicted model, not a curated record